AUGUCUGAUAUUAUAUCUCUUGAUAUUCAUCGAAUAUUCUUAGCUGAUGAUAAAUUCCGUUUUACUUAUCAAUGGUCGAAUUUUAAUCAAGAAAAAUUAUUGUCUUGGUCUCAGUGGCCUUUAACAAUGAAAUGUUUAAAUUUAGAUUUGAAUAAUUUCUUUAAAUAUAAAAGUCAAUCGUCAAAACUACAUUUCAAUUCUUUUCAAUGUUCUUCUGUUGAUAUUUUAAUUCAUUCAACUUCACGAGAGUUAUUUAUCAGAGAGCAAGAAGCUGUUUCAUAUUGGCUUGAUUUACAAAAUAAUGCGUCAAUUUAUGAAAAUUUUUUCGAUAAAAACAAUACUUCAAUAAAAGCAAGACGUCUGGUUCCAUUUGAACUAGCAAAAAAUAGUCAAGUAUGUUCAAAAAAGUUUCAAAAUUGGAUUUUAAAUUAUCAAAAAUGGCAUGAAAAUAUUAGUUUUAUUAUUAGUAAUCGAUCAAUGACAUUUGAAGAACAAUCUCAACGUAUAACUGAACUUAAUAUUCGUUUUUUAAUCUAUGAAAAAGAGAUAUCAGGUAUUGCUGAUAGAAUAAUUCAUUUUAUUUCAAGUUAUUUAGUAGCUUUAUUAACAAAUCGAUUAUUUAUAUUUGAUACGAAUUGGCCGGAAUUUAUACAUACUAUGCAAUCAAGUUUAAAUUAUCAACCAGAAUUUGUUAUUCCUUGGUUUUCUCAGUUUGAUAUAAUUAAGAACAACUUAUCUUUAAAUAUUCAACAUACUUUAACAAUAAAAAAUUAUUGGUUUUCUCUUGAACGAUAUACUAAAGAUUAUGAUUAUGAAAAAAAUUUUCCUGAACGUAUUCUUAUAUUUAAAGGUCAUACAGGUAAUGUUAUACAUACAAUAAAAUCAAAUUCAAGUAUUUAUAAAAAAUUUUUAACUAUUGAUCUUGAAAUGAAUCCAGAAAAUAUUUUUGGAUGCCUUUUUCAUUCACUUUUUACUUAUCGUUUGUCUGCAUUGAUUAAAAGAGUUCCACUAUUUUCAUUAAAUAAUCAAUUAGGUCAUUCACCUCAACAAAUUUUACAAACACUGUUAUCACCGAAAUUUUUCCCAAUUGGAAUUCAAAUUCGUGUUGGAGAUGAAACGAUGACUGGAAUAGAUCUUUCUUCCGAUGAACAAGCAAUUCUUAAGAAAUUUAAAAACUUUUUUACAUGCUCUCAACAAAUAAUUAAUGCAACUGAUACAUUCUUUCGUGAAACAAAUCAAAUUCCAAUUAUUUUUCUUUUAUCGGAUGAUGUACGAAUACGGCAAGCUGCUUUAAAAAAUUGGCAAUUCUCAUUAGAAUGUUUUCAAUCAUCUGAAAAUAAAUGUCAAUCCAAUAAUAGUAGCUUAAAUAUUUUAGCAAAUUCCAAUCCAGUUUUUCAUAUAUCAUAUGCACAUAAUCGAAUGUUAGCCUUUGAAUUAGGAAUAUUUGAUAAUUUUCUUUUUAGUUUAUGUGAACAACAUAUAUUUAGUUCAGCCAGUGGAUUUGGUCGGUUUGCAGCUUUUGCAUCUUUAAAACUACGAAAUAUUUAUUCAAUGUCUCUUAAUGGACAACCUUCUUGUCAGAACCAAAGUUUGUCACUUACCGAAGCAGGCUAUUAUUGGUCGGGAAUUUAA
Rotaria sp. Silwood1 is the source of this 1632-nucleotide messenger RNA. Lineage: Eukaryota; Metazoa; Rotifera; Eurotatoria; Philodinida; Philodinidae. The record is from the annotation of a GenBank genome assembly.